AUGGAUGAUAAGCUCAAUGCUGGAACCCCAAGUGAGAGUUCAGAACUUGUUUUCUCUUUUGGAGUUAUAGCUGAUAUUCAGUAUGCUGAUUUAGAAGAUGGCUAUAAUUUCCAUGGAACCAGAAGGAGAUACUACAGACAUAGUCUUCUUCAUUUACAGGGUGCUAUUGAAGACUGGAAUAAAGAAGAAAAUAUACCCUGUUGUGUUCUUCAACUUGGAGAUAUCAUCGAUGGGUAUAAUGCUCAGUAUCAUACAUCAGAAAAAUCACUCGAACUUGUUAUGAACACAUUCAAAAUGCUUAAAGUACCAGUUCAUCAUAUAUGGGGAAAUCACGAGUUUUAUAACUUCAGUAGAGACCACUUAACAAACUCUAAACUUAACACAAAGUUUCUACAAGACCAGAUUGUUCAUCAUCCUGAGACCAUACCAUCAGAGGAUUAUUACGCUUAUCAUUUUGUACCAUUCCCUAAAUUUCGGUUCAUUUUACUUGAUGCUUAUGACUUGAGUGUCUUAGGUAUGGAUCAGUCUUCUCCAAAAUACCAGCAAUGUAUGAAGAUACUGAAGGAGCAUAAUCCAAAUGCGGAAUUGAAUAGUCCUCAAGGACUUUCUGAGCCCCAGUUUGUCCAGUUUAAUGGAGGAUUCAGCCAAGAACAGCUGAACUGGUUGAAUGAAGUUCUUACAUUCUCUGACACAAACCAAGAAAAAGUGGUGAUUGUGAGCCAUCUUCCCAUUUACCCAGAGUCCUCAGACAGUGUGUGCCUUGCCUGGAAUUACAGAGACGCCCUUGAAGUCAUUUGGUCUCAUGAAUGUGUAGUAUGCUUCUUUGCUGGUCACACUCAUGAUGGUGGAUACUCAGAGGAUCCUUUUGGUGUACACCAUGUCAGUCUAGAAGGGGUCAUUGAAACGGCACCAGACAGCCAAGCCUUUGGCACAGUUGAUGUCUAUCCUGAUAAAAUGAUGUUGAAAGGGAGAGGCAGAGUUCCAAGCAGAAUUAUGAAUUAUAAGUAA
Orycteropus afer afer is the source of this 1008-nucleotide messenger RNA. It is a transcript of the gene ADPRM, whose product is annotated as ADP-ribose/CDP-alcohol diphosphatase, manganese dependent. Gene Ontology annotation, molecular function: ADP-ribose diphosphatase activity; manganese ion binding; CDP-glycerol diphosphatase activity. The record is from RefSeq and is a predicted model, not a curated record. NCBI's taxonomy places the organism in Eukaryota, Metazoa, Chordata, Mammalia, Tubulidentata, Orycteropodidae.